This is a messenger RNA of Thelazia callipaeda (thelaziosis nematode), 966 nucleotides long. The record is from the annotation of a GenBank genome assembly. Lineage: Eukaryota; Metazoa; Nematoda; Chromadorea; Rhabditida; Thelaziidae.
AUGUAUUCAACUAGUACACAAAAAAGGGAAUGGACGUUCUCGUCACAACAAGAAAUUUUGGAUAUUAGGAAGGCAACAAAUGAAAAAUUCCGAGCAAAAUAUGAAAAAGUGGCUACUGAGGAGGAGAACGAAACAUUUCUUACACCUGAAGAAGAAGCAAUUUUGAGAAAUAUUGUCACAGAAACUGGCAUUAGGUUUGCGGAAGAUUUUCGGCCAGUAAUGUGGCAAUCAACUCGUUGGAUUGCAUUUGCAUAUUUUAAGAGAUUUUUUUUACAUCAUUCAACGAUGGAGUAUUCACCAAAAAGUGUAAUGAUGUCUUGUCUAUUUUUGGCUGCAAAGGUGGACGAGUUUAACAUAUCCAUUGAUGAUUUUGUAAAAAAUUUAAGAUCAGGUACUGCUAAGUCAAAUGCGGAAACGAUUUUGUCAUUUGAACCACAGAUAAUGCUGAAAUUACGAUAUCAUUUAACUGUACAUGCACCUUUUCGCCCAUUUGAAGGACACUUAAUUGAAAUGAAAACAUGUUCAUUGUUGGGUUUUGAUUUAGAGCAAGUUCGACCUCAUGCUAAUGAUUUUUUUAAGAAAGCAUUAUUUGGAGAUGUUAUGCUUCUUUAUCCGCCAUCACAGAUUGCUUUGGCUGCAUUGAAAUUUUCCCUGAAGAUGUUGGAUAAGGAAGAUGAUUUGUUAAAAGAUCAGUUUCUAAACAAAUUGCUUAAAAUUGAUACGUGGAGUCCACAAAGUGAAGAUGUUUUAUUGUGUGACCAAUUGAUUUCUCGAGUUGAUGAAAUUAUUCGUUGUGUACUUCAGGGUUGUGAACCUGUUUCUAAAGAAGCUAAUGAUGCAUUACAAGCUCGUAUGGAACGAUGGGUAACCACAUUUCCUGAGUUAGAACGCAAAUUAAAUGGCCUCAGUUCGAAUUUUCAUAAAGAAAGUUCUAAUUCAAAUUUUGAUUUUUCUGAUGAUGAUUGA